ACUGUCCUCUGGCUUGGUUGGAAGGCAGCUGCACUGCAGAACUCCCGUUACUUCAAGCUCAGCACACGCUGCACACGGUCCACGCCCCGGUAGCUAGCUUAUAGCAAACAGGGUCAAGAAGUCGACAAGAUGAGCUAUAGUGGACGGUCAUCCAAGCUUUACAGUGGCCAUUCUAUAAACGUCCAGUGACCGUUCGUUUGAACUACUGAUACCCUAGUUUUUAACUUACAAUGAAUUACAGUGGUACAGGGAUAACCCCAGCUCCACCUAGGGGAGGGUUAAGGUCAGGAAUGAGAUCUCACAAGCAAAGUCAGCAUGAUAAAAAAGACGACAGUCCUUUGACUGACCAGUUCGUGGAACUUGUGGCAUCAGGACAAGACCAACGUAACUGGCGAGGUAUUGGAAUAGCUCUUCUCGUUAUCGUAGCAGUGUGCUCCUUGAUAGUGACAUCCGUCGUUCUUCUCACGCCUGGCGAUGAUAAUCCUCAUAUCAAGAAAGAAAGGCUCAACUUAGCUGAGGUUUUAAGUGGAAGUUUCUCACCCAGAAGAUUUAAUGGGACAUGGAUAUCAGAAAAAGAGUUUCUUUUCCGUAAUUUGGAUGGAGAUUUACUUUUGUUCAACGCAGAAAAUGUCAAUUCGUCUUUCCUUAUGUCCAAUACAACAUUUGUAAGUACUUUAAAGUCUGGUAUUUUCAGAAGUAACGGAAAAAAUAUUACACAACUCUAA
Limulus polyphemus (Atlantic horseshoe crab) is the source of this 725-nucleotide messenger RNA. RefSeq names its product dipeptidyl aminopeptidase-like protein 6. Gene Ontology annotation, molecular function: dipeptidyl-peptidase activity. Lineage: Eukaryota; Metazoa; Arthropoda; Merostomata; Xiphosura; Limulidae. Bases 231 to 725 code for a protein of 164 amino acids. The transcript is spliced from 4 exons. The record is from RefSeq and is a predicted model, not a curated record.